Messenger RNA from Humulus lupulus (European hop), 2506 nucleotides. RefSeq names its product beta-1,6-galactosyltransferase GALT31A. Bases 1167 to 2321 code for a protein of 384 amino acids. The record is from RefSeq and is a predicted model, not a curated record. Lineage: Eukaryota; Viridiplantae; Streptophyta; Magnoliopsida; Rosales; Cannabaceae. Gene Ontology annotation, molecular function: hexosyltransferase activity. Gene Ontology annotation, cellular component: Golgi membrane. The transcript has 12 exons.
UGAAGUCUUUCUUUCUUUCCAACUCAAAUGGGUCUGAAUAGACCUCACAAGGUUGGCAAUGGAGUUUCUACCAGAUGGGUAUCUCUCUUUUGCAUUGCCAGCUUCUUCUUGGGUGUACUUGUUGUUAACAGGUAUCUGCCAUUGGAGACUGAGUUUCAGGCUGGCUUUUUAAAGGAUUUUGUCUGGAUAAAAAACAAGGACUUACUUUCUGGUCUUUCUGACUAGAUGCAUAAGACCUGGUGCUAGCUAGGAUAAUGGUUGGUCUACACUAAACGAUCUGUUGGAUUCUAUUUGACAAUGGAGUACGUGAGUUGGGGCAUUUGUUAUUCACUUCGAUAAGUCACUUUUGCUGGCUAGUGCAAUCUGAGUUUCACAAUCCCUGCUGAUGUAGUUUAAGUUUAAUAGCAAACUGUUGAAUAGGUGGUUCUUUGGUGAUGAAAACUGAAUUUCAUAUCCCAGAACAAGGAUGAUGCAACUAUUAAUACAAGGAAGUUAUUUUUUGAGAUCAGAUUUGGAUGUUUGUUUUGAGAUAGCAGGAUUCUUCAAUUUUCUGCAUUUGGGGAUUGAAAUUUAGUCUGAAGUUUAUUUAGUGGGGCAUUCCUAUGGAGUUUUGAGUCUAUAUAUCUCUAGGUUGUUCCACAAUUACACCCUAAUUGUUAAGGCUUCUGCUAUGCUCCUGAUAUGAAAGUACUGUCUUUUUUUAUUAUGCAUCACAACACUUACUUGGUUGGCCUAUUUCUUUCUCAUCUACACGUCUUCUGGAUGCCUAACAGUCUGGAAUUUGUUAUGAAAGUGCUUGUGAUAAAAUGCGAUCUGGAAAAUUUGUUAUGCUGCAUCAAGAGCUGUGCUGUUGAAAAUUGCUGGUUACAGUGGUGCAAUAAUUUUGGAUGUUUGAAGGAGUCUGUAACAUAGAAAGUGUGAUGAUUGUGAACUUCAGCUUGCUCAAAUUCCUUAUGUAUAAAUAUGUGUAUAUAUAUUAUAUUUACAAGGAAUUGUUAUCAAUAUGACUCAAGCCCGAUAAUUCUAUGUGGGAGCACAUGUCAUCAAUCAUCUAAUCCCGUAAUCUGUUAGUUGACAGCCAGACCAUGACAUGAAAUAUGGUAGCACAGUAUCUCAUGGGUUUAUUUUCUAAAUGAAAAUGUACCUCUACCUGUGUUAUACUUGUUAUGUUUCAGUCAUUUUCAGCUCUGUUAGUUUUGUUUUGUAGGCUGAUUUGGGAUGUCACUGAUCCAGUCAAAAUGGAUGAGGAGGCUUCAUCCUUGACGAAACAUCAAUCAGGAGAUGUUCUACCCACAGUAAAUUGUGAUAAGAAGGAGGUUUCAGACCAAGUGGGAGACAUUCUUUCUCAAGUUUCACAGACACAUGAUGUAAUCAUGACAUUAGACAAGACAAUAUCCUCAUUGGAGGUGCAGUUAGCAGCAGCUAGAGCAGCCAAAUCUGACAACAGUGAGGAAGGAUCUCCCGUGGUUACAAGACAAGGAACCGAGCAAUUCAAGGAGCGACAGAAGGUUUUCUUUGUUAUGGGAAUCAUGACAGCAUUUAGCAGCAGAAAACGAAGGGACUCAAUCAGAGACACAUGGAUGCCUCAAGGAGAUGAGCUGAAGAGAUUGGAGAGAGAGAAGGGAAUCAUAAUACGGUUUGUUAUUGGACACAGUGCAACUCCAGGUGGUGUUUUGGACCGUGCCAUUGAUGCAGAAGAAGCUCAACAUAAGGAUUUUUUGCGACUGAACCAUGUGGAAGGAUAUCAUGAGUUGUCUUCCAAAACCCAAAUCUAUUUCUCAACAGCUGUCGCUAAGUGGGAUGCUGACUUUUUUAUCAAAGUUGACGAUGAUGUUCACAUAAAUCUUGGUAUGGUUGGUUCUACUUUGACGCGCCAUCGAUCAAAGUCUCGCGUUUAUAUUGGCUGCAUGAAGUCUGGUCCUGUCCUGGCACAGAAGGGUGUCAGGUACCACGAACCCGAAUAUUGGAAAUUUGGUGAGGAAGGAAACAAAUACUUUAGGCAUGCCACAGGGCAAAUUUAUGUUCUCUCCAAAGAUUUAGCUACUUACAUCUCAGUGAAUAAGCACAUACUUCAUAGAUAUGCUAAUGAAGAUGUUUCUUUGGGUUCUUGGUUUAUUGGUCUUGAUGUCGAGCACAUCGAUGAUAGAAGCCUCUGCUGUGGGACUCCCCCAGAUUGCGAGUGGAAAGCACAGGCGGGUAAUGCCUGUGCUGCGUCGUUUGAUUGGACCUGCAGCGGCAUUUGCAAAUCUGUGGAGAGAAUGGAGGAAGUACACCAGCGGUGCGGGGAGGGUGAUGAUGCUAUAUGGCACACUAGCUUCUGAAAUUAACCAUAUUUUCUUUUUUACUUUCUUUGUUGUAACAUAAAUGUGUAUGGAAAGAAAGAAGAAAAAUGAAAAGAAAAAAAAAAGAAAUGGUUGAGACAAAACGCCUCCUGCCCCAUUUUUGUUUUAAUGAUUUGUGUCGGGACAGGUGAUGGUAUUUGAUUAAUUAAUUUAAAUGUUGCACA